AUGAGUAGCAACAAGCGGUCUACGCUGUCUUACAUCCCCGAUGUGAUCAUGGUCGUCGCCGCGCCCAUCAUGGCCUACUUCAUCGUGCGCGGCAUAAUAUCAAAACUAGACCCGGACGCGCAGGAGAGGGAAAAAGCGAAGGAGAAGGCCAGCGCGGCUUCGCAGAAGCUCAGUUCGAUCCUCGAGAACAAGGCGCACUACGACUCGGACGAUGAGGACUAUGAUAGUAGUCAGAGGCGGCCGAGGAAGGAGGAUUUGAUCUUGACGCCGUACGAGCAGACGAUUGCGAUGGAGGUCGUGGCGCCAGAGGAGAUACCGGUGACGUUUGAAGACAUCGGCGGCCUCGACUCCAUAAUAGAAGAACUCAAAGAAUCCGUCAUAUACCCACUUACCAUGCCACACCUCUACGCACACUCCUCGUCUCUUCUCUCGGCUCCUUCAGGUGUUCUACUCUACGGUCCCCCAGGUUGCGGCAAGACCAUGCUUGCAAAAGCUCUAGCACACGAAUCCGGCGCCUGCUUCAUCAACCUACACAUCUCGACUCUCACGGAAAAGUGGUACGGCGACAGCAACAAGCUCGUAAACGCCGUAUUCAGCUUAGCCCGGAAACUCCAACCCAGCAUCGUAUUCAUCGACGAAAUAGACGCGGUAUUAGGUCAACGGCGAAGCGGGGAGCACGAGGCGAGCGGGAUGGUGAAGGCUGAAUUCAUGACCCACUGGGACGGCCUCUCCUCCUCCUCCCGCCCCGGCAGUACUACCCCUCAGCGAAUCUGCAUCCUCGGCGCCACCAACCGCAUCCAAGAUAUCGACGACGCGAUUCUCCGCCGCAUGCCCAAGAAAUUCCCCGUCGCCCUCCCCUCCGCGUCCCAGCGCGCAAACAUCUUCACCCUCAUCCUGCGCGGCACGAAAAUCGACAACACCAACUUCGACCUCGACUACCUUGUGAGAGUGUCCGCGGGUAUGAGCGGCAGCGAUAUCAAAGAGGCGUGCAGAGAUGCGGCCAUGGGGCCAGUACGCGAGUAUAUCCGCAGGAAGAAGGCGGAGGGCGCAGGCGGGUUGAGGGGCGGUGUGCGGGCGAGCGAGGUGAGGGGCCUGAGGACGGACGACUUUUUCGGGCGGUGGCGGGAGAAGGGGCGGGAGCCGGGGGAAAGGGAGGUCGAGGUUGAGGCUGAAGAUCCUGAGGAGGUGCUGCCUACAUACCGGAAGUCGAGGACGGCGACGACGGAUGAUAGUGAGGCGAGUAGUAGCGUUGAAGAAGACUUCAGGGACUCAGCGUAUGUGCAGCCGGAGGAGGAGGAGGUGAGGCGGUGA
Molecule: messenger RNA, 1311 nt
Organism: Mytilinidion resinicola
Lineage: Eukaryota; Fungi; Ascomycota; Dothideomycetes; Mytilinidiales; Mytilinidiaceae
Product: AAA-domain-containing protein
Exons: 4
Coding region: 1-1311 (436 amino acids)
Cellular component (GO): mitochondrial outer membrane
Molecular function (GO): ATP hydrolysis activity; ATP binding
Source: RefSeq, a predicted model, not a curated record